Molecule: messenger RNA, 2300 nt
Organism: Carassius auratus (goldfish)
Lineage: Eukaryota; Metazoa; Chordata; Actinopteri; Cypriniformes; Cyprinidae
Product: gastrula zinc finger protein XlCGF26.1-like
Exons: 2
Coding region: 183-1592 (469 amino acids)
Biological process (GO): regulation of gene expression
Cellular component (GO): nucleus
Source: RefSeq, a predicted model, not a curated record
CCUGGAAAAUAAAACAAGAGGAACCAGAAACCUGCAGAAUAAAAUACAAGGAACCAGAAACCUGGGUAAUAAAACAAGAGGAACCAGAAACCUGGAGAAUAAACCACGAGGAACCAGAAACCUGGGGAAUAGAACAUGAGGAACCAGAAACUCUGAGAAUAGCUCAUGAGGAUCCAGAAACCAUGAGAAUAAAAUAUGAAGAAUCAGAAACCAUGAGAAUAAAACACGAGAAACCAGAAACCAUGAGAAUAAAACACGAUGAACCAGAAACCAUGAGAAUAAAACACGAGGAACCAGAAACCUGGGGAAUAGAACACGGGGAACCAGAAACUUUGAGAAUAACUCACGAGGAACCAGAAACCUGGAGAAUAAAACACGAGGAACCAGAAACUAUGAGAAUAAAACACGAGGAACCAGAAACCAUGAGAAUAAAACAUGAGGAACCAGAAACCUGGGGAAUAGAACACGGGGAACCAGAAACUUUGAGAAUAACUCACGAGGAACCAGAAACCUGGAGAAUAAAACACGAGGAACAAAGAGGCCUGAUGGAAAUGAAAGAAGAAAGACAAGAUCUGAAUGAGGUGGAGGAGAAAUAUCAGGAUCAGAAAGAGCAUGAUGUCAAUGGAGAAAAAUCAGCGAUUUGCAGCAUUAAAGAAAGAGAAGUCAAAGGGCCUUUCAGCUGCUCUGAGUGUGGAAACACGUUCACAUGUAACAGAAAUCUUAAGAGGCACAUGUUAAUUCAUGCUGAAAUAAAACCUUUCAGCUGCUCUCAGUGUGGAAAGAGUUUUACCACGAGAGCAAGCAUUAAGGAUCACAUGUUAAUUCAUGCUGGGAUAAAGCCUUUCAGCUGCUCUCAGUGUGGAAAGAGUUUUACACAGAAAGGACAACUUAAGAAUCAUUUGGUAACUCAUACUUCAGAAAAGCCUUUCAGCUGCUCUGAGUGUGGAAAGAGUUUUACACAGAAAUCAAGCUUAAAGAUUCACAUGUUAAUUCAUACUGGGAUAAAGUCUUUCAGUUGCUCUCAGUGUGGAAAGAGUUUUACAUAUAAACUAUGCCUUAAGAAGCACAUGUUAAUUCAUACUGGAAUGAAGCCUUACAGCUGCUCUCAGUGUGGAAAGAGUUUCACACAUAAAGUAAAGCUUGAGAAUCAUUUGGUAACUCACACUUCAGAAAACCAUAUCAGCUGCUCUCAGUGUGGAAAAAGUUUUACCACGAGAGCAAGCAUUAAGAAUCACAUGUUAAUUCAUGCUGGAAUUAAGCCUUUCACCUGCGCUCAGUGUGGAAAGAGUUUCACAUUUAAAGGAAACCUGACGCAUCACAUGUUAAUUCAUGCUGGGAUAAAGUCAUUCAGCUGCUCUCAGUGUGGAAAGAGUUUUACAAAGAAAUCAAACCUUACGAAGCACGUGUUAAUUCAUACUGGGGAAAAGCCUUUCUCCUGCUCUCAGUGUGUAAAGACUUUUAGAGAUAAAUCAAGCCUUAAGGAUCACAUGUUAAUUCAUACUGGGAUAAAGUCUUUCAUCUGCUCUCAGUGUGGAAAGAGUUUUACAAAGAAAGCAAGCCUUAAGAAGCACAUGUUAAUUCAUACUGGGUAAAAAGCUUUCAUCUACUCUGUGUAGAAAGCCUUUUAAACAUAAAGGUGACCUUGAUAAUCAUUUGGUAACUCAGAUUUCAUAAGCCUUUUACAUAUUAAAGGGGUCAUCGGAUGCCCAAUUUCACAAGUUGAUAUGAUUCUUUAGGGUCUUAAAAAAAAACUUACUUUGGUUAAAAUGUCUCAAUUGUAGUGUAACCAUUGAUGUUACUGCUGUGUUAAUAUUUACAUUCAAUUAAAUUCAAGUUUAUUUGUAUUGAAAGUGAAGAGUUGUCAUCAGGUUACAGAGCCCCUCCCCUCAAUAUCGCCCUCUCCGCCAUGUUGGCAGGAUCCCAGCAGCAAAACAUGAUUGUUUACAUGUGGUGUUAACUCUAGUGGAGGAGGUUCUCGCAAUUCCGCACUGUUUUACCAUGCCUGGAAGUUACUGCUGCGUUAAAAAACUGCUCCAUUAGCUCACACGAUACAUAUGGAACACACAGGAACAAUGGAAUACAGUUUUUUAGGUUAAACCAGGCGCAAAACAGUGGUAUUUGGAGAAGCUCUCAGGCAUCCAAAAUAUCGACCCAUUCAAGCUCCCUGCAGUGGAAUGGCACAUAGACCUGGACCAUUUACCUACAUGCAUAUAUAUGGACAUUGUGAAUUAUCUAAACAAUGCAGGAGUUUAAAAGCCACAAGUCUUUGGAAAGUUUUUCCAAAUCAUUAGGUUCUGUCA